GGGAAGCCGGUUUUGUGCAAAUACUCAGGUAGGAAAGUGCGGGCGGUGUCUUCUCUGCCCGGGAGGCUGAGAAACUUGCGCGUUUAGCCCGGCCCAGCUAUCCUGAGGCCGUUCUGUUAGAAAAGGGUGUUGUGCGUUUGAGGAUGAGGAAUCUCCCUCUUUCUUCUCUUCCGCUCCUCCUUUUUCAUAAAUGCUUCAUUCUUAAAACAACGGAUUGUUGGGCUAAAGCUUCUCGGGCGACGGCAACUGAAUGUUACAUCCUGAAACCAUGCUUCCUGAUAACUUUCGCAUGUGUAUGUGAAAGAGUACCGCUGAGGUUACUGUAUGUCUGUGCGGGGGAAAGAAACUCUGUACACGCUUAAGGCUCAGAAUGCCAAACUGGGGAGGUGGCAACAAAUGUGGUGCCUGUGGCAGAACAGUGUACCAUGCAGAAGAAGUUCAAUGUGAUGGGAGGAGUUUCCACAGAUGCUGCUUUCUCUGUAUGGUCUGCAGGAAAAACUUAGACAGCACAACAGUAGCCAUUCAUGAUGGAGAAGUAUAUUGCAAGUCUUGCUAUGGAAAGAAGUACGGUCCCAAAGGAUAUGGCUAUGGUCAAGGAGCAGGCACUCUGAAUAUGGACAGAGGGGAAAGGCUUGGUAUCAAGCAUGAUAAUGAACCUUCUCAUCGACCUACAACAAGUCCAAAUACUUCGAAGUUUGCCCAGAAAUUUGGAGGAGCAGAGAAGUGUUCCAGGUGUGGAGACUCUGUGUAUGCAGCAGAGAAAGUAAUAGGGGCUGGAAAGCCUUGGCAUAAAAACUGUUUCCGAUGUGCCAAGUGUGGGAAAAGCCUGGAGUCAACAACUCUGACAGAGAAGGAGGGAGAAAUCUAUUGCAAAGGUUGUUACGCAAAGAACUUUGGUCCCAAAGGAUUUGGCUAUGGCCAGGGAGCUGGUGCUCUUGUUCAUGCUCAAUGAAUUGCUAGCUCAAUUGGAUUGAGAUGGUUCUGUAGUUUAAGAUGCAACUUAAAUGUUACUGUGAAACUGAAUGUAGUGUCCUAUGCUAUUGUAGUUCUUUAAAUUUCCAUGCUUUUUUUAAAAAAACCUGUUUGGAUAAUUCUUCCAUAGUUAAUAUCAAUAAAGGUUUGUAUUUAGAGUA
Molecule: messenger RNA, 1133 nt
Organism: Heteronotia binoei (common prickly gecko)
Lineage: Eukaryota; Metazoa; Chordata; Lepidosauria; Squamata; Gekkonidae
Gene: CSRP2
Product: cysteine and glycine rich protein 2
Exons: 6
Coding region: 371-952 (193 amino acids)
Biological process (GO): muscle tissue development; sarcomere organization
Cellular component (GO): cytoplasm; nucleus; Z disc
Molecular function (GO): actinin binding; structural constituent of muscle
Source: RefSeq, a predicted model, not a curated record